This is a messenger RNA of Anopheles darlingi, 1211 nucleotides long. RefSeq names its product thyroid hormone receptor-associated protein 3-like. Bases 10 to 717 code for a protein of 235 amino acids. The record is from RefSeq and is a predicted model, not a curated record. The transcript is spliced from 2 exons. NCBI's taxonomy places the organism in Eukaryota, Metazoa, Arthropoda, Insecta, Diptera, Culicidae.
ACGUACGUAAUGGAGAAGUCGCCACAGAAGCAGAAGCAGCAGCAGCAGAAUAGAAUAGUGAUCAUCAUCGGGAUGAAUAAGGCUCCAUCCGCCGAAGCUAUCGGCGACUAUCUGGUACAUGAGCUAAUUUCAAAUGAUGAUCCACACGCAAUAUGCAUUCCAGGAACAGGCUGGUGCACAACCGUUACCGAGAUCGGGGCCGUAACCUGGAUCGCGAUCGUAAUCGGGGAUCGAGAGCGAGAACUGAAGCGCAACGAAUCACCACGGAGCACUGGUGGAAACAAUCGUUCCCGGAAAGCGAAACAAUCGUUCGCUAGAAGUGCACGCGAACUUGACGGCCUCUCGGCCUAUUUGGAGGAACGGAACGAAAAACCCGUACCUAUCAGUUUCAUUCAGCGAAAUUCUCCGAAAGAUAAGUCAGCGGCCGUGAGGGGCCGCAAUCGGGGUGAUGGUGGUGGUAAGGGAGCACCUGCCGGUGGCAAACGACAGGAUCUUCUUCCACCUCGCCGUCGUUCGCGAUCACGAUCACCGCGUGACCGUCGAGGAGCACCACUUUUCCGGAGUCGAUCUCACUCCCAAUAUCCAUGCCGAAGCCCCUCACGAGACAGAAGGCAGCAACCAUCGUCCAGAGAUCGGAAUGUGCGCAAUCGGCAGCACACGGGGCCCCGUAACCCCGUACGACCCAAUCCACACAAAGGCACGCCCGGCAGAGUUUAAUUUUCAGAACCUCAUAAAAUACUAGAAACUUUUCAGUUGCAUUUUUUGGUAGAUAUUUCUUUUUAGGUCUUCCAUCUUUUCCAAAUGAAAUAAUUACAAAGCACAACCUAAUCACAAACAACGGAAAUAUGUAGAGAAUGUUCCGUCCGCUGUAUCUGGAGCAUUUCGAAGCGUUUCACUUCUCUUACACAUUUUAUCUUAAAUUACUUACUAGCUUUUCGUAGGAAAAUUUAGUUAUAUUUCGAGUAACACUGCAAAAAGAGCUCACAUUUUCGCAGAGCGUUUGACACUAUGUUUAACCUUUACAUGCCGUUCACACACUGAUGCGGAACGGAACGUUGCUUGCGUUGGGGCUCGUCCAAGGUACUUUAAAAAGACAGGUAGCAUCUUAACCGCUUUGACAGGUCACCAUUUUCAAUUUGUUUGACAUUCAUAGCAGGGCGCUUUUAUCAACAAAACCACGUGAGUUUCAAGAAGAAGAAGAAGAAGAAGAU